Messenger RNA from Penicillium riverlandense, 399 nucleotides. Its product is annotated as histone H2A. The record is from RefSeq and is a predicted model, not a curated record. Lineage: Eukaryota; Fungi; Ascomycota; Eurotiomycetes; Eurotiales; Aspergillaceae. The transcript is spliced from 3 exons. Gene Ontology annotation, cellular component: nucleosome. Gene Ontology annotation, molecular function: DNA binding; structural constituent of chromatin; protein heterodimerization activity. Bases 1 to 399 code for a protein of 132 amino acids.
AUGACUGGAGGCAAAUCCGGCGGCAAGGCCAGCGGCAGCAAGAACGCUCAGUCCCGUUCGUCCAAGGCUGGUCUGGCGUUCCCCGUCGGCCGUGUUCACCGUCUGCUCCGCAAGGGCAACUACGCUCAGCGUGUCGGUGCCGGUGCUCCCGUCUACCUCGCGGCCGUCCUCGAGUACCUGGCUGCUGAGAUUCUCGAGUUGGCCGGCAACGCUGCCCGUGACAACAAGAAGACUCGUAUCAUCCCCCGUCACCUCCAGCUCGCCAUCCGUAACGAUGAGGAGCUGAACAAGCUCCUGGGUCACGUCACCAUUGCCCAGGGUGGUGUUCUGCCCAACAUCCACCAGAACCUUCUCCCCAAGAAGACCCCCAAGGCCGGCAAGGGCAGCCAGGAGCUGUAA